Molecule: messenger RNA, 2286 nt
Organism: Glycine soja
Lineage: Eukaryota; Viridiplantae; Streptophyta; Magnoliopsida; Fabales; Fabaceae
Exons: 9
Coding region: 207-2063 (618 amino acids)
Cellular component (GO): cytoplasm
Molecular function (GO): exopolyphosphatase activity
Source: RefSeq, a predicted model, not a curated record
AUGGCGAGUACAAGACAGGCUCUACGCCGGCCAAUUCUUGGCAUCCGCAGUCAGACCGAUGAUGCUUUCUAUGUAUCUACUAUGUUUCUUCCAAUCUUUAAAAUUUAACACCCCACACCCCAACCCUAGCUACCAGAAUUAAGCCACCUUUUAUUCUCCUCAUAGUUAAUUCUUAGGUUGCACGAGUUGUGGGUGACUCAGAAAAAAUGGAGCGAAGGUUGGGCAGAGAAACCAAAGGCUCUCUAAGCCUACAAAAAAGGAUGGCAGAGACACGGCGUAGGGAGAAACCCGCACCGGACCUCACCGACUUCAUGAACGACAUGUUUUUCGGGGCAGCAGACAUGGACCACAAAACCUACGACCUCACAGGUAGUACAGGUGUGGCGGUGGACGACGACGACUACGACGAUGAAGGGUUCGACGACAGCACUAGAAGCAACAGUGCAAGGUUGACACAAGAAUGGUUACGAGAGGCACGACAAAUCGUCGCUUCCUCUCCUUCACGCUGUGACUCGCCGGCUCGCCCUUUAGGGUCCCCAAGGUUCGGAGCUACACAACCACCCUCACCCCUUCCCUCCUCCUCCGACCGAAGAGACGCUCUCUCUAGAACUAGGUCUGCCCGAAGAUACAGAGCAGUGGAAGGGAUCAGUGAUGAGAUACUGUCGAAAACAGCAAAACACACACGUAACAAAUCCGACACUUUCGCUCAGCCUUCAUCAGAUGGGGACGGAUCCCCUGCAACGGCGGUGCACAACUGGUUCGCCAACAUCCUCAAACCGACCAAUAACAAUAGCAACACACAACCAUCUCCUUCUCCUCCUGAUUCUCCUAAAUCUUCUCUCCCUCCACGUCAGCCUCAUCCUCGAAAGUCCCGCUUCAAAACCGAGCCCUCUGCUGCACCUCACCCGCAGGGGAUCCAGCCUCCCAAUUCGAGGCGAACCUUCAAGACUUCUACGCCGUCGCCGGAGAAUUCUCCGUCGGAUUCUGCUCCUCUUUCGCCGCCGAGGAACCUCGUGGAGUCCGCUCACCGGAGAACGAUAUCGUCUUCGACAUGCUCGCAGGAGAGGAUCGCGCCAAGGCAUGCUUUUCCGAAGGGAGAGGAAGCUAGCCUCAACGGGUUCCUCAAAGAGCAGAGAAUUUUGCUUCAGAAAAUCUCGAGAGGAGAGUUACAUGCUGCAAAUGCGCAAAUCGUGCUUUCUGGGCCUUCCAACAGCACGGCGUCCAUGGUGGCUGCCAUUUGCCACGCGUGGCUCUUAGGUUAUAGGCAGAAGGAGAACGACGGUGGAAGCGAGCGUGUGGCGGUGGUUCCUGUGAUGAAUGUGAAGCGAGGCUCCAUGUGGAAGCUGAAGCAGGCUGCGUGGCUCUUUCACCAUGCUGGUCUUGAUGCCAAUUCAUUGUUAUUCAUUGAUGAGGUGGACAUGGAAAGCCUUUUGAUGACUGGCCAACUGAGCGUCCUCGUGGUUGGACAAGAUGUCUUGAACACUACUGGCGAGGUUGGAUCCCAAUGCACAGUUGUUACUGAUAAUUACUGUGAGGAUGCCUAUGAUUUACUACAAAACUAUAUGCUGAAGAAACUAUUGCUUGCUGGUAUUCUGUUAGACACACAAAACCUAAAAGCAUCUGCAGCAAUAUCUAUGACAAGGGAUGCAGAGGCAGUCCAGUUGUUAUUGGUUGGCUCAGCCCCAAAUUACAGAUAUGCAUUAUUUGAUCAAUUGAUGCAAGACCAAAAAACUGCUUCUUUUGUUGAAGCUUUGAACCAUAACUACGGGAAGCCUCAUGUUGAAAGUGAACAAAAUAGUGAAGGAAAUACGGAGCAUAAAGUUCGUGAGAGAAAGUCAAACUCUAUAUCUGAUCGUGAACCCACCAUGUCAAAUUCAAAGACAAAUUCCUUCGACACAAAAAGUUCUAAAGCUAGCAAGGUUUCGCCAAAUCCAGUCAAACUUGUUACGCCACCUUUGCUAUCUCCUUCUCUAGCACCAGCUCCACAACAUGCAGAAAAGGAGGCCUCUCGUGGGAAAAACAAGUUCUUCUUGGCAAGGUGGUUUGGUUUUGGUUCAAAAUGAAUAUAUCUCCUCCAUGUAUGCCAUUGGCAACUUAUUCUUUGCAAAAUUCAAACCAAAAUACACAAAUUAGGAAUCCUCAGAGAUUUUCUCUUUUUUUCCUUGAUGCUUAAUAGACACAUUAUAUUCUUGAAGAUAUAAGUGUCUCGCAAAGAGCAUCAUUAUAGUGAAUUUCACCUUGUCAUAUCAGAUUUAAAAAAUGUAUUAACAAUUUCCUACUCUAUAA